AUGACACAAGCACCACUUUAUUACAUUCGAUUCUUAAAACCACCACCUAUCGACUGUAAUGUCGGACAACACUUUACAAUUGUAUGGACCAUCGAGAGCGAUCUGGGUGAUCAAGCAUUUUGGGAGCCAGUACCCGUGACAUGCAGUUUACAAGGCUGUACUCAACUUGGAUUGAGAAUUAUGAAUGCCGAUCCCAAGGGAAAUAAUAAAAAGAAGGUGUCGGCGAAGCCUUAUCAACAAGAAAAGUCUUUGCCUUUAACACCUGAUGUACCCCUUGUAUACGAUCCUUUGCAAGGCGGUGGUAUCGUUACUAAACUAGUAGUGGAACCUUUACCUGGCAAAGUCCUACCUGUUGGUACGACCGUAUCUAUUCAACUGAGUAUGAUUUUAUCACCAGCAGCAAGAACGACAGUGACAAGCCACGCUAUUUGGCAAAAUGCUUACAUGUUUGCGUCGUCUAUUUGGCUGUUGCCUACAUGGUCUGUACCUAUGCAAACCACAGUAACUAAGCAAAGACAUUUUGAAUCAGAAAGUGGAGAUCAAGCAGAAAGAAUACUAAGAGUAAGCAAGAACAAAGUGAUACAUAUUCGUGAGGAUGCGGUACAAAGUAUAGCUAGACAUGUCUGGGAUUGUGGCCUUGGCAUGUGUCAAUUUUUGGCAGAACAAAAGAUUGAUCCCAGAUAUAAUGUCUUUUUGGAACUUGGUAAACUAUAA
Mucor mucedo is the source of this 714-nucleotide messenger RNA. RefSeq lists its product as uncharacterized. The record is from RefSeq and is a predicted model, not a curated record. NCBI's taxonomy places the organism in Eukaryota, Fungi, Mucoromycota, Mucoromycetes, Mucorales, Mucoraceae. The transcript has 2 exons. Bases 1 to 714 code for a protein of 237 amino acids.